Messenger RNA from Penicillium canescens, 1599 nucleotides. RefSeq names its product Zn(II)2Cys6 transcription factor domain-containing protein. Lineage: Eukaryota; Fungi; Ascomycota; Eurotiomycetes; Eurotiales; Aspergillaceae. The record is from RefSeq and is a predicted model, not a curated record. The transcript is spliced from 2 exons. Gene Ontology annotation, molecular function: DNA-binding transcription factor activity, RNA polymerase II-specific; zinc ion binding. Gene Ontology annotation, biological process: regulation of DNA-templated transcription. Bases 1 to 1599 code for a protein of 532 amino acids.
AUGUCAUCCUCCAAUGAAUCACGUCCAAGAGUGUCUAGAAGUUGCGCUAACUGUCGGGCUGUUCGGCGUCGGUGCGACAAGCAGGUUCCCCAUUGUGGACAGUGCAUUCGCACCCGCGAAGUAUGCGCCGGGUACCGAGAUGAAUGGGAUCUUCUUUUCCGCGACCAGACUAGCCAUACCGUCAAGCGGUCCAAGGAGAUCGAAGCACAAAAGAAGUCGUCAGCCAAGACCGCCGCCACACCCCCACCAGCUUGCAGCCUCAUUCCCAACAUUGACGAGAUAGGCGUCAAUUAUUUCUUCGACAAUUUUGUCGCCAAGGGGUCCUCUUCUUGCGGAUACUUGAAUUAUAUUUCGACUAUCUCGAAAUCCGAUGGCCAACACUCCACACUGGUGGCUAGUAUGGCUGCUGUUGGCCUCGUGACGCUAGCCAAUGCAGCUCGACAGCCCAAGCUAGUCAGCCAUGCACGUGUUAAAUACUCAGAGGCAAUCCAACGAGUGAAUCUUGCAUUACAAUCCCCUGUCGAAUCCCUCAAGGAUAGUAUCUUGAUGUCGGUCAUAUCAUUGGGGGUUUUUGAGAACGUCUCCAACUUUGCGUCGUGGGCUCGCCAUGUUCAGGGAGCCGCAGCGCUACUGGUCGCCCGGGGCAAGAGCCAGUUCACCAGCACAGCCGCAAUCCUUAUGUUUAAUCAAGUGCGUGCAGAUAUGACGGUUGCCUGUGUCCAUGGGAAUCGGCCAUUUCCAGAGGAGCUACUUGAAUUACAGGAAGAGGCAACAAAGCACACAGCUGCUUCUAGUGCCUUCUGGAUUCUAGGCGUGCUAGCAACCCGGCAUGUGAACCUUCUGUGGAAGGUGAGGCAGAAUACAGCGCAAAUUCCUUGGUCCCAUCUUUUAGAUGAGGCCACUGUGCUCCAGAACGAUUUUGAACAAGUAUUUGGUAACCUUGCCGUACAAGAGCCUUAUACAACCAUUCUAGAAGGUGGCGGUGACCCGGACAUUAUUUUCAAUGGCCGAUAUGAUCUCUACCACUCCACUUGGGCAAUCAGGGUCUGGAACAACACACGAAUGCUUCAAAUGAUUGUUUGCAACAUUAUAUACUACUUGUUGACCAAAGCUCUUGCCAUGGACCUCACACCUGCCUUGCGGGCACACAUCAAGCUAAGAGUCGAAAAGACUUUGGAGAUUCAGUCAAAGCUAGAAAGCGAUAUGCUUGCUACCGUCCCGCAAGCCUUGGGAUACGUUUCCUCGGCGGCUCAGCAUCAUUCGUCUGUUGAUUUCACCUCUCCUGCCAGUGUUUCUGGGAGCUAUCUCCUAACCUGGUGUCUCUACACAGUGGGACAGUCCGUGGUGGCUAAAAGUAAAACUCGCCAGUGGGUCAUUCGGCAUAUGCAGGAGAUUGGCAAACACGCGGGUAUUGCAAUGGCGUUACAGCUAGUCGAAAACAUAGUUACGCUAGAUGAGCUACGGCGAGCAGCAGGCGAGGACGAUGGAUUGAGAGAAUUCAGGGAUGUGCUUUCUAUACAGAGCGAAGAGAGUAAAAUAUCAGGAGACAGCUGGGUGUUAUCUGGUACCAGUUCGGAGAUCAGCCAAUCUUUAGGCUGA